CGACGCGGUCGCGUAAUCACACGGAUUUGUAGAGCCCGCCUCUUUUUUCACAUAAUUAUUUCUUUCGCGAAAGUGAUAUAAAGUAGGGCAUAGUCUUUGUUUAGUGUCAACAUCAUAAAAAGAUUCGAGCGAAAUGACAAUUACACUUCAAACGAUUAAGUCUUCGAACGUUGACUUAAUAGAAGAGUACCUUGAUGGCUCAACAUGGAAAAGUGCAGAAAACUCCAAUUCCACAUAUUCGCAUCAAGGCUUGAUGCAAUAUCUUUCGGGACACAUUAUCUCUGAAUACUGGUUGAAUCGGGUCUACACCGAAGAAAUUCGCCGGUUUAGUCAAGAAAACAGAAUUCACAUUCACGACCUUGGAUUUCUCAGUGCUUAUUGCGCUGGUUGGAGCAUUGAGGACUUGCUGGUUCAAGGAUUCGGUGGAGUAGAGAAUAAGAUCCAAUGCAGACCUCCAAAACAUCUUAAUACUGCUUUAAAUCAAGCGGUCAACUUCCUCUUCACACUUCAAGGUGAGCUUGCUGGAGCUCAAGCUCUUUCGAAUUUCGAUACCUAUUUGGCACCUUUCAUUCGUCAUGACAAAUUAUCAUAUAUUGACGUUUUUAAAUAUAUCCAAAGCUUUGUUUAUUCUAUGAACGUACCGACACGGAGUGGAUUUCAAGCACCAUUCACAAAUGUUUCAAUGGACCUUAUAUGCCCUAAAAGCCUUGAAGGUGUGCCUGUAAUUAUCGGAGGAGAAAGGCAUCCCGAAUGGACUUACAGCGAUUUCCAAGAAGAAAUGGAUAUAUUCAAUCGUGCAUUCACAGAAGUUAUGGUCCAAGGAGAUGGAAACGGCAACAUUUUCACAUUUCCGAUCCCGACAUAUAAUCUAAAUCAAGAUUUCGAUUUUAAUGCUCCAAGACACGAAUGCAUUUGGAAAAUGACUGCGAAGUAUGGCGUUCCCUACUUUGCCAACUUUAUCAACAGUAAUUUGAACCCUGAGGACUUCCGGUCAAUGUGUUGCAGAUUACGUCUCGAUCUUAGCAAGCUUCACAGUCGUGAAGGCGGUUUAUUCGGUAGCGUUCCCUUAACGGGUUCUAUCGGUGUUGUUACAAUCAACUUGCCCAAUCUCGCAAUGCGUUCGAAUGAGUCCGUGAAGAAGUUUUACAAGUUGCUAUCAGACGCUUUGAGGGUAGCUAAGGACUCUCUUGAAAUCAAAAGACGAGUUGUAGAAAGUCAUUCCGCGUUGUACCCUUAUGCCGCGCACUAUUUGUCUGUUAUUAAGAAACGCACCGGAUCUUACUGGGCAAAUCACUUCAGUACGAUUGGAGUGAACGGGAUGAACGAGGCCUUGGUUGCACUGAUUGGCAAAGGUAUCUCUGAAAAUAAGGACUUUGCCCUUGAGGUGCUUGAAUUCAUUAAGGAGAAACUUCAAGAUUUUCAAAAGGAAACAGGUAACAUCUAUAAUCUUGAAGCUACACCCGCCGAAAGUACAUGCUACAAGCUGGCCAAAGGAGAUAGAGAAAUAUUUCCUGACCGCAAAAUUCCGAACUAUUACACCAAUUCUACUGCUCUCCCUGUCGAUGCUACAGAGGAUGUGUUUGAAGCCUUGAGCCACCAGGAACAGCUUCAGUGUGCUUAUACUGGCGGCACUGUAUUUCAUGCAUUUUUAGGAGAAAAACUGCCUAGCUGGGAACUUGCAAGAGAUCUCGUACGGUCGAUUGCUACAAAUUACCGUGUACCAUACAUCACGCUGACACCAACAUUCAGUAUAUGUAAAGCACAUGGAUAUAUUACAGGCGAGAAGUUUUAUUGUCCAAAAUGUGGUGAGGAAUGCCUCGUUUAUUCUCGGAUUGUCGGUUAUUAUAGACCUGUUAAAGACUGGAAUAAGGGCAAGAAGUCAGAGUUUGUGCAACGAAAAACUUAUAAAGGGAAGUAAUUAUACAUUUGCCCUAACAACGAAAAGUUUCUAUUUACAUUGUUGAUGAAUGAAUGAAUGAAGGUAUACUUAUUUGUAUAUUUUAGCUUAACGGUAUUUUUAAUCAAUUGAAGUUUUAUUAAAGAUAUAUCGUAACUUGCCAAAUUGG
Messenger RNA from Schizosaccharomyces japonicus yFS275, 2066 nucleotides. RefSeq names its product anaerobic ribonucleoside triphosphate reductase. Gene Ontology annotation, biological process: DNA replication. Bases 134 to 1918 code for a protein of 594 amino acids. Gene Ontology annotation, molecular function: oxidoreductase activity; ribonucleoside-triphosphate reductase (thioredoxin) activity. The transcript has a single exon. The record is from RefSeq and is a predicted model, not a curated record. NCBI's taxonomy places the organism in Eukaryota, Fungi, Ascomycota, Schizosaccharomycetes, Schizosaccharomycetales, Schizosaccharomycetaceae.